AUGAUCUGCAACUACUUGGAUAUCAAAUUUCUUACAAGCUUUUGCCGCGUGUCGCGUAGCUUCCAGAGGCUGGUGCAACCAAUGAUAUUCUUAGAGUUUCACUCGGGUCUAUACGAUCAGCGAAACCUUUGGAAGCGGCUAGAACUUCUAGCAAAUGCAUUAACGAGCCGUCCAACUCUUGGACCAAAGAUAUUUUAUAUCUCUGUUAAAUUCCAUAGGCUUCAGCAUGUGGGAAAGCUCGCACAACUCCUUCGUCCAAUUCUUCAAAAGGCUACGAAUCUUCGCUCUUUGUCUCUUCCUAUUCAUGUGGCUACUGCAGAUCUUCUUGAUAGUCGUACUUUUGGCUACCUCGGUCAGGACUUGAAGAUCAAAGCUGCAUAUGAUUGGAUUUUGGGCCUUGACGAGAUAUCUCUCUUCCGUUCUUCCGUUGAACGAAAUCAGCUGUACACCUACCACCGACAAGACGAAUUACAGCUCCAACGCUUAGUUAUUGGCUCAUGUGCAUUAGAAUAUCGGUCUACCACUAGACUUCUGCAGCGGCUUCAUAGACUUGAGGUGGUAGAAUUCUACAAGGUCGAGCUACGGAGCUGUGCUUCCUUCAGUUGCGAGUCAAAAGUGGCGGGGAUCGUCAAGGCAUUGCUCUCAUCCAAAAAUCACCUGAAGAAACUGGCUUUACAUAUCAGUGGCAUUCGCGAUUCUUGGACUGGGAUCAAUAAGAUCUUGUCUUUCGAUUCUUUCUUAAGACUUCAGGAUCUCGAGAUUAACGAGCAAGAUCUAGCCGCCAAUGCAGUAUUUCCCGCAUCCUUGACCAAACUAGUGCUCGUUGACUGGGAAAAAAAGCCAAGCUUUCCAUUUACUAAAGAUUUAGCCAAAAAAAAACUCCCUAUACACCUUGAAUCUAUAACCAGCUAUAGCAGAGCUCCGGGUAUUUUGCGUCACACGCUGGAAGACAGAUGGAGCUCUCACGAGGUCGAGGUCCACUAUCACAGGUUUGAUGAUAGCCUGCCGAAAGGCUCUAUUCGAGUGCCUGAUAGCCCGUCGUGA
Penicillium cosmopolitanum is the source of this 1044-nucleotide messenger RNA. RefSeq lists its product as uncharacterized. Bases 1 to 1044 code for a protein of 347 amino acids. Lineage: Eukaryota; Fungi; Ascomycota; Eurotiomycetes; Eurotiales; Aspergillaceae. The record is from RefSeq and is a predicted model, not a curated record. The transcript has a single exon.